Molecule: messenger RNA, 977 nt
Organism: Colletotrichum navitas
Lineage: Eukaryota; Fungi; Ascomycota; Sordariomycetes; Glomerellales; Glomerellaceae
Exons: 2
Coding region: 270-857 (195 amino acids)
Source: RefSeq, a predicted model, not a curated record
CUGAGCCCAGCCUUAACAUGGUCCAAGCGCCCUGUCAAAUCGCAAAGCAACCUUCAUUUGGAUCAAGAGCUACCCCCCCGGGCAUGACAGGGGAGGUCCCAGCACCUGUCACGACUCCUGGGGGAACGAAUCGCAUUUCCUUCGCAAGCUCAGACUAAAGGUCGCGAGCUCCGACGACAGCGGAACAUGACGCCGUCAUAACCUUCGACGACAGCUUGUGGAAGGAUGCCAGAAGACAAACUCUAGAGAGAUUGGAUCAGUCGAAGCGCAUGUCGCGCACAGCAGAGUUCUACCGCAGAAGCCUCAAGCCGGACCGGCCAUGUUUCUCAACCCUAGGUCGGGUCACUGGUCUUCUGAUUCGUCGCCUCCUUCCUUCGAGUUCUCGUCGUAAUGGUUGUGUCGUGCAUAUCCACAACCCGCUGUCAAGCCACUCCUCUCUGCCCAUAAUCGAGUUACCGUCCACCGCUGAAUCAAACCCCCCUGGCCCCCUCCCCCUUUCUUCCUCGUCGUCAGCAGAUAUCAACAGAGAUAAGCCCUUUUUGCUUUUCUUUUUCUUUCUUUUUUUUUCUUUUUUCUUUUCCCACUCUCUUUUGCCUCCUUUUAGCCGGGAUUGUCCGGCAAUGCACAUACAUAUACCUAGUACACGAUCUCGCCUGGGGUCGGGUCGAGGGCCCCGACAUGUCACAUCUGCCAGCCAGUCGCAUCUUGUCGAUUCGACUUUGACAGCAGCCGUUGGACGACACAGACUCCGCCACCCUGCGCACCUGCCGCCAAAGAAGAAACAUCAGCCCGCGCCCGCAAAGAAACGGCACGGGUCUGUUUGCUGUUCUGGACGACACUUGCGAGUCUUGAAGUGAAGCUUGUUACAGGACAAGCCAAUCUUACUUGGCCUUCCCGUUUCGUCGGCUCUCAAUUGCCUCACUCUGUACAGCCUACCUGUCAGUUCUAGACGUUUCUUGACAUCGAACCGGGGAUUC